UGCCGUCUACCGAACAUCACUACUGCAAGAAGGCAGAGCCGCCGUCCUCAUUGCCGGAGCAAUUCCGUAAUCUCUACAGUAGCAAGAAGAUGGCGUAUGCAGCGAUGAAACCAACAAAGCCAGGGCUAGAAGAGCCCCAAGAACAGAUUCACAAGAUUAGGAUUACUCUUUCAUCCAAGAACGUUAAGAAUCUUGAGAAAGUGUGUGCGGAUUUGGUUCGUGGUGCCAAGGACAAGAAAUUGAGGGUCAAGGGACCAGUUAGAAUGCCAACCAAGGUUCUGAAUAUCACAACUAGGAAGUCCCCUUGUGGUGAAGGGACAAACACAUGGGACAGAUUUGAGCUUCGUGUCCACAAGCGUGUCAUCGAUCUUUUCAGCUCACCAGAUGUCGUGAAGCAAAUCACCUCCAUCACAAUUGAACCCGGUGUCGAGGUUGAGGUUACCAUCGCCGAUUCUUAGAUUUACCGAGUCUUGUGUUACUAUGUUCCAUGUUGGGUAAGAAUGUCUUUUUCGUAGGAUUAAUACCUUUAAAAUUUUGGAAGUAUUUGACCGGAAAAAAAUAUUUAAGAGUUGUGUUUAUUUUUAUUUUUUGUAUGUUUCAUCAACUUUAUGCAUUUCUAUAUCAUAUCCCCACUUUAGCAAUUUA
This is a messenger RNA of Cynara cardunculus var. scolymus (artichoke), 645 nucleotides long. Its product is annotated as 40S ribosomal protein S20-2. The coding region runs from base 90 to 458 and encodes 122 amino acids. Gene Ontology annotation, biological process: translation. The record is from RefSeq and is a predicted model, not a curated record. Gene Ontology annotation, cellular component: cytosolic small ribosomal subunit; ribosome. Gene Ontology annotation, molecular function: structural constituent of ribosome. NCBI's taxonomy places the organism in Eukaryota, Viridiplantae, Streptophyta, Magnoliopsida, Asterales, Asteraceae. The transcript has 4 exons.